Molecule: messenger RNA, 1138 nt
Organism: Acaulospora morrowiae
Lineage: Eukaryota; Fungi; Glomeromycota; Glomeromycetes; Diversisporales; Acaulosporaceae
Source: the annotation of a GenBank genome assembly
UUCACAAAAAGUUCUCACGACUAAUGAACAACCCGAGCGUGAAUUGAAUAUCCCAAAAAUGGGAGUAUUAAAUGUUCCCCAAAACAAUGAAAAUACUCAAUUGCAGUCACCAAGCUCAAAAAAAGUUCUUUUCACGGCUAAUGAACAACCCGAACGUGAACUAGAUAUUCCAAAAACGGGUGUACUGAAUAUUCCUCGAAACAACGAAGAUGACGGAGGGUGGAAACCGAGUACAUCUAAACAAAAUCAAUCUGAUGUCAUGAGUAUCAAUUCAUCUAUCCAUACCAUUACUUCAUAUGUUGACGAAAAUGAAAACGAAAUAGACCCUAAUACCAUUGACCCAAGAACAUCGGAAGUUGUUAGGCGAGCAUCUAAAGUUACCAGCGUUCAUAGUCAAAUAGAAUACGUGGACGAGGAUGGUAAUCUUAUAGAUCCAAAAAGGAUUGUUCCCAGAGCAUCAGAUAUCAUUAAUGAUUAUAGUCAGAUAGAAUAUGCGGACAAAGAUGGUGAUCAUACAGAUCGUUAUACAAUUGGUUCUAGAACAUCCAAGGUUGUCAGCGUUCACAGUCAAAUAGAAUACGUGGACGAGGACGGUAAUCACAUAGAUCCAAGUACAAUAAACCGUAGAACAUCUAAGGUUGUUAGUGUUCACAGUCAGAUAGAAUACGUGGACGAGGACGGUAAUCACAUAGAUCCAAGUACAAUUGACCGUAGAACAUCUAAGGUUGUUAGUGUUCACAGUCAGAUAGAAUAUGUGGACGAGGAUGGUAACCAUGUUGACCCAAGCAAUAUUGACGGUAAAAGUAUUACAUCCUUUGAUACUGGCAGCGAACUUCUUUCUCCACGAUAUCGAAAGACGAGAAUGAUGUCAAUAAGCUCGAGAAAAUCAGUAAUAAGUGAGAUCAAGAGUGAGAUCUCAUAUGUAUACGAAGGAGACGAGAUUAAUCCAGAAGAAAUUAGUGCGGGCAAUCGAAUUGAAAUUGAUAGUAUCCAAGAAUAUAUUUCGGAACUUGCUGAAGAGGAGACGGAAGGAAUUGAGCAUAUUGCUGGUCCAUCCAAUUCACGCGAAGAAGAUUCCGGUGACAAAAGUAAAAAAAAAUCAGCAUUUAAAAAAAUCUUUGAUUUUGGUAAAAAAUAA